Molecule: messenger RNA, 216 nt
Organism: Perkinsus marinus ATCC 50983
Lineage: Eukaryota; Perkinsozoa; Perkinsida; Perkinsidae
Exons: 2
Coding region: 1-216 (71 amino acids)
Source: RefSeq, a predicted model, not a curated record
AUGAGUACUCGAGAGCAGAGGGAAGGGCUUGGGUAUCCACAGGGAGGGUUGGACGCUGGUGAGCAGUGCCUCACUGUGCAGUUCAGAGUGGUCUUCGCUGUGGCAUCCAAUCGGACUGGCAAGGGUGGUAUAUGCUAUAUAAGGGUCGCGUCAACGAAACAGACAUGCCUGCAGGAGUUUUAUCAGCUUAUUACGACCGCGGCGAAAAUGAAGUAG